This is a messenger RNA of Brassica oleracea var. oleracea, 3083 nucleotides long. RefSeq lists its product as uncharacterized. The transcript is spliced from 2 exons. Bases 88 to 1008 code for a protein of 306 amino acids. The record is from RefSeq and is a predicted model, not a curated record. NCBI's taxonomy places the organism in Eukaryota, Viridiplantae, Streptophyta, Magnoliopsida, Brassicales, Brassicaceae.
CAUCAUUGACAUAAUAAUAAUAAACUAGUAAGAUUAAGGAAACUAACAAUAUUUUCUCUCUAACAAAAGCGACGGCGAUAGCGAUACAUGUUCAGGGUUUUGAUGGAUCUUCGAGAUUGGGGUCCGGGAAAUCGAUGGAGGAGUGUAGAUUAUGGUUGUUUCGGUGUGAUCUACUCGAGGGGAAUCAAGGGAUCUCGGCAGAUUGGGGAAGGUGAUCAAUCAAAUCUCGGGAAAGUUCUGGUGAGGACGAUUCAGAGAAUCGGGUUAAGGGGUAUACGAUUCAGGGGAUCUCAAUUUAAGGAAAGCGAUGAUGGAGUCGCAUGGAUUUUGAUAUGGAUCUUCUUCAUUAUGCGAUCACAUGAAUCUUCAGGUUUUGGUGUUGUGUGGUUCAUCAUGACACAGGGACAGCUAUUGGGAACUGGUGGAGCCAUGAAGGAGGGAGAGAACACUCGGAAAAGAUUGAAGAUAUCGGUGCCGCAUUUUGAUAACUCGGCCCUCAUCAAGAUCUAUGCAAAGACCUUGAUUGGGAGGUGCAUGAAUCCAGCUGAGCAAGAGAUGCAGGCGCUGCUACAGAACAUCCCAAUGAUUUGGAAGUUUGAGGACCGUGUGGUGGGCACAGACUUGGGUCACGGGAAAUUCCAGUUUGAUUUUCAGACAAAGGAAGAGAUUGAAGAUGUUCUGAAGCUGCAACAAUAUCAUUUUGAUUAUUGGAUGCUGGCUCUUGCAAGGUGGCAACCUAGGAAGUCACAAUUGUUCCCGUCAGAAAUACCAUUCUGGGUCCGUGUGCGAGGUGUUCCAACGGAGUUUAGGACACUGCCCACAUUCGAGAGCGUUGGUGGCGCACUUGGGAGGUUGGUCUCGGUGGAUCUUGAGCUUUCAAGAGUUCAGGUGGUGGUGGAUGGUUUUCAACAACUCUGUUUGGAGACCACUGUAGAAUUCAAAGGAGGAGAGUUUUAUGAUCUCUCUACGGUACGAGAAACGUUUUGGAUUUUGUCCAAUUUGUGCUAGUCUGUGCCACAAGGAAGAGAGGUGUCCUCUUGCUAAACCAGAGGUGAAGCAGAGCCCGGAGAGGAAGAGGGAGAAUAGAGAUGGUAAUGGUGGGUGGUUUGAAGGUGGGAAACACGAGGAGAGGGCCAGGAGUUACAAGGGCGUCGUCAUCAACGGGAAUACGGGUAAUCAGCAGAAGGAAAGAGAUGGGAGAGAGUAUUAUGGUAAGGGCAAAGGGAAGAUGGUGGAGGAGAAUGAUCACAAAUGGAGGCGUGUGGCUGAGAAAGGGAACAAGAGCUCGCUUAAUAAUCGGGGAAAUUACAGAGGGGAUGGCGAGGGGUCUAGGCAGAGAAUGCCACGUAGAGAUGAAGCAAGAGUGGUUGCUCAGGAAGAAAGGGGCAGGGGCAUAUCUGGACAAGCAACUGGACAAGUCGGAGAUCAACAAUUGCUGCGAGGUUCCCGUGUGGAAGAACGGGAGGAUGGGGAGCUACAACGUUCUGAGGCUAGAGUUGGGAGAGGUAUUCAGACUGCUGAGGUAGCUCAACAGCAUCUACCUUCACAGGACUUUCAGGAGGAGCUAGCUAAGACUCAAGCAACAGGGGCAGCUGUCAUUUCGGAUCCUAUGGCAAUGUAACCGAGGUUGAUGCUGAUGCUGAUACAGACAAGGUCAUGGAGAUGGAUGAGAUAAGGGCGGUUUUUCUAGAGCAUGGUGUUGAUAUGGAUACGGUAGAUGAUCUCCCGGAAUGCUCUGAAGGGGAAAUGGAGGAAGCAUUGAGAGAGCUAGAGCAGGCAAGUGGGGAGGAGACUCGAAAGGAUGGAGAAGUGGCUAAUGUUGAGGAUGAGAAGGAUAUGGCUGAAGGUGACGUGGGGAAGAAACAUAGAACUCGAAAAAGUCUGUUCAAGCCGACGAUAAGUACUGCAGUCAGCACAAAAAUGAGAAUUGCCAAGGCUCUAGUUUCCCCACGUAAACGAGCUGCAGGUAAAACUGGAACGCGCCAUGGUGAAACCGGUAAGCAGAUGGAGAAUAAGGGCCCCUCAAACCCGAAGACAUGACCUCAUAAACCAUAAUUUUAUGGAUCAGAGCAUAAGAAUGAGAUGGAGAGAGCAGGGGUUGGCUCGUGGUAUUAGUAAAUUCAGGUUUUUAAUAAGCUCUAUGAGCAUUAUCAUAGUAAGCAUAAGGGUUAUGGGUAUUGUCAUUGUUAUGGUUUCUUCUUUUUUUUAUGAUUGUCAGUCAAGUUUUAAGUUUGAUUAAGUAUUGGAAUAAAAGUUGGGUCUGUUGGUUUUCGGUUUUAUGGUAUGAAGUCUCUUCAUUUGUUGGUUUUGUUUCUUAUCAAGUUUGUGGAUCACAGAAGAAUGAGGGCUUACAGUAUGAUGUUACUCGCAUUGAUCUAUGUUUGGUUGUCACUAAGGCAUUAUGGUUUUAUCGAGUAUCAUCAUAUGACAAUCUGUUGCAUCUCAUUGGGCAUUGUCUUUGGUGCAGGAACACCACAUUGAUGCUAUGGUCAGGAGUUACGGAGAGAUCUUGUUGGUUCAAGAAAGCUGGGCAGCAGAGAACACUUUUAUCUUCGUAUGUUUCAACCUCCCGGUCACAAGACGAAGAAAUAUAUGGAGUUUUGAUAUAAGUGGGCUACUGUGGCUUCUUGGAACGGCCUACUGGUUUGGGUAUUGGGAUGGUGUUUUCAGGCUCAAUAUCUGGACGCAUUCACUCUGUCGGGUCUCAUCAAACCCAUCACAGAGGGCACUUGCCAUGCGGGGAAUGGGCUUAAGCCGAGAGAGUCGAUCGUGGUUGACUCAAAUACGUUUACAGGGGAGUUUGCUGCGUCUUAUGCGAUGGGGUUGUUGAUCAAGGAAAAUAAAUCAGGACAGCUACAAGUACGGAAAGGAAUGUAUGGAUUUCAUUGGAUAGAAAGAAUCUGUUCUAUGGCUCUCAAAAUGUUAACUAUUGACUAUGCGAUUGAGUAUAUAUAUUUCCUUUGCAUAUUGCUUUGGUGUUGGGGUUUUAGAGGUUACGUUAAUGGUUAUGUGGGAUUUAUAAACCUUAAAAGUCAUUUUUUGGUAUGGUACAGCAUAAGGAAUGGUAUAUUAGAUCAUGUUUA